AUGUUACCCAGAAGUACCAUCCGACAUCUCCCACCGCGGCCGCGGCUUCCAGACGCGCGGCUCGGCAAGAAGGCCGCGCGGCGCACCGACGAUGGACGCGAUGCAGAAACUGCGCAGGAACGGAUUCAAGAUCUACGGGAUGCUGUGAAGGAUGCCAAAGCCACAGGCCUCUCAGAGGAAGAAAUGGCUUCUGCAGUGGCAGUCCUUGAGCAACUGAUGAUGGAGGUCUUGGCGCGGAGCGACUUGGCGGAAGCCAUGCAGCUGGCCACGAUUGAUGCUUUGAAGCCAGCCAUUGAGAAUGCAAGGGCUGCAGGCAUCGAUGCCGAAGAGUUGAUUCCGGCGCAAACGCAGCUGGAGAAUGCCUACAAACCAACAGCUCGUGCGAAGUUAAAAGAGGCAGUCUUGACCCGCGACAUUCCCAGCAUCCUGGCAGCCAUCGAGCAAGGGAAGGCGGUGGGCUUGUCUGUGAUGGCCAUUGCCGAGGCGAUUGGCGCAGCUUUACGGCAGCCAAAAUCUGCAAGAACUCAAGGCUGCCAUCAACUUGGGACAGAUCAACGGCCUCAAGGAAGAACUGAACGAUGCACGUCGGCAGGUCCAGGAGCUUGA
Molecule: messenger RNA, 606 nt
Organism: Cladocopium goreaui
Lineage: Eukaryota; Dinophyceae; Suessiales; Symbiodiniaceae
Source: the annotation of a GenBank genome assembly